Messenger RNA from Hypoxylon trugodes, 1820 nucleotides. RefSeq names its product Argonaute siRNA chaperone complex subunit Arb1-domain-containing protein. Gene Ontology annotation, biological process: regulatory ncRNA-mediated gene silencing. Lineage: Eukaryota; Fungi; Ascomycota; Sordariomycetes; Xylariales; Hypoxylaceae. Bases 127 to 1716 code for a protein of 529 amino acids. The record is from RefSeq and is a predicted model, not a curated record. Gene Ontology annotation, cellular component: ARC complex. The transcript is spliced from 5 exons.
CCUCAGGUCACUGCCUUGUUUCUCUUAUUUUUCCCAGAACGCCGGGUCAUACAACGUAUUUAGGUACAUACUAAUACGAAUUCAGCCCCAUGGUGACUUGUCAGCAUUAGCGAAUUUUCUAUCGCCAUGGCAGAUCUACCUGCAGAUUCGCCAGUCGAAUCUGGUAAGGUGCAAGUGACUACGGAAAGCUCAUCUCCACAGGCCAACGGGUUCAACACGGUUACGACUACGAGCGAAUCAAUCAGCGGUCAGUCUGACGCACAUCACGAGGGAACAACUACUGUUACAGCUACUGGGAUUCUUUCACCUGAACGUGAAUGCGACGAGCUCAGCAGUGAUGAGAAAGACGCCAAUAAUGCCCCCGCUACUGAAGGCGCAGACUCAAAAGAUGUAGAUGAGCCUAUCGAUGGCGCUGAAGGAGAUGUUCAGCCCAAUGGUGAACCCGAUGCCAAGAAAAAGAAGAAGAAGCGAAAGAAGAAGGGUGGCGCCGCUCGUAAGAACGUUACUGGCUUUGAAGAAUUCUAUGCCGAUGCUCCCAUGACCCCUGCCGAAGCGGCCGAGGAGAAGAAGGUGGUCUACAGCCCGUCGCGAGUAUUUUCUGACCGCAUCGAGGAAUGCAUCCAACGUUACCGAGCUAGCCGACGAAUGGACAGUGAACGUUCUAUGGUAUUCAAUAAGUACCUAUGGCUUGGUGGCAUUGAUUCAUCCCCACGUCAGUUUACUGGUUUCGCUGAUGAUCGUGAGGCGUUAGAGGGGGCGGACAAAGAUGAGAUCCGCCAGAUGACUGCCACAGACUUUGUUGGUAACAGUGGAACCCGUUUCUAUGAUCCUGCGCAAGCAGAUCAUUGGUUCAUAGAUUUCGAGGGCAUAGUCAAGGGUUUCCUUUCUCGUACCAUACCUAGUAUCUACAUGUACGACGAACCUGCAAACCGACAGGCGGCAGAAACCGUAAAGAAUUUCCUCAAUUACGUCUUGAUGCAUGAUGCAUGCCCGGAAUAUACCGACGACAUCUUGGCUGCUAGGAGUAUCUGUGAUAUUGCCCCUAUUGAGCUCCGUCUUACUCACGAGAUAUAUCGCGCACUCCCCGGCGACUUCAACGCCACUGCCAACUCACUGUUUUGCGACCGACAAGUGGACAACGCUAACGAAGGCGAAGCCUACGAAAACUUAGUCACAUUUCGCGUUACGGUUUUUUCUUCACUAUUGGAUGAUGAGAUUAAGAGGAAGCUUAUUGACUCCGAGGAUCCCACUACUAUCCAUGUAGUUGAUACAAAGGAAGAAACGUAUCAGAUAGUCAGUACCACUCAGCCUCACCAGAAAGAUGUCCAGAUGGUCGAAGAACGACUAAAGGAACUUGGCCAUCCGGGUAAGGGCAAACCGGCAGGAGUCAUUGUGCUGAAACCUUCUUUUAUUGAUCACGGCUGUGACGAUCAAUGUCGCACGGAUGACCCUAAUGCAGAGCCGGAGCAAUAUUUGCUUGAAAGUGAUCUACUUUCCAAGUUUGAGAAGGGGAUGAAAACGACCCUCGUCGUAUGCGAACUCAACAUUGGUCUUCGCUUCAUCAAAGAAGUUCGAGAUGUUCGCGUCUCAUUCGACCAAUUUCUACCACAGAUGUUGAUGGAAAACUGGAAAGAUCCCGUUCCCAACACUCGCCCUCCCCCGUCAGCCUCGAAUCCCAAUGCAGAGGAGAGGGCGCUUGCCUCGGAGGAUAUUUAGGCGGAUUGAAGGUGUGUUGCUGAGCUUUGUAAAUUGAUAAGGGUGACGACGGAGGCACUCGAGCUCGAAUAAGGGCCAUGAAGUACGAGUCACGACAUCUUACG